Molecule: messenger RNA, 1980 nt
Organism: Biomphalaria glabrata
Lineage: Eukaryota; Metazoa; Mollusca; Gastropoda; Planorbidae
Product: sialidase-like
Exons: 2
Coding region: 1-1980 (659 amino acids)
Source: RefSeq, a predicted model, not a curated record
AUGACUUAUGACGACUUGAGGAUCCACAACUACUACACAUGCAACACCAAUUACACCUGCAACACCUAUAACAACUAUAACACCUGCAUCAUCAUAAAAACACAAAACACCCGCAACACAUUUAACACCAAAAAAACAUACAAUACCUAUACACAUUUAGCACCUGCAAUACAUGUAACUCCGACAAAUCUUACAAUACCUGCAACACAAAUAGCACCCGCAACACCUAUAGCACAUGCAACACCUAUAGCACCUGCAACACAUAUAGCACCUGCAACACCUAUAGCACAUGCAACACCUAUAGCACCUGCAACACCUAUAGCACCUGCAACACCUAUAGCACCUGCAACACCUAUAGCACCUGCAACACCUAUAGCACCUGCAACAACUAUAGCACCUGCUACACGUAUAGCACCUGCAACACAUAUAGCACCUGCAACACGUAUAGCACCUACAACACAUAUAGCACCUAAAACACUUAUAGCACCUGCAACACAUAUAGCACAUGCAACACAUAAAGCACCUGCAACACCUAUAGCACCUACAACACCUAUAGCACCUGCAACACAUAUAGCACCUGCAACACCCAUAGCACCUGCAACACAUAUAGCACCUGCAACACCUAUAGCACCUACAACACCUAUAGCACCUGCAACACCCAUAGCACCUGCAACACCUAUAGAACCUGCAACACAUAUAGCACCUGCAGCACCUAUAGCACCUGCAACACAUAUAGCAACUGCAACACCUAUAGCACCUGCAACACAUAAAGCACCUGCAACACCUAUAUCACCUGCAACACCUAUAGCACCUGCAACACAUAUAGCACCUGCAACACAUAUAGCACCUGCAACACAUAUAGCACCUGCAACACAUAUAGCACUUGCAACACAUAUAGCACCUGCAACACAUAAAGCACCUGCAACACCUAUAGCACCUGCAACACGUAUAGCACCUGCAACACAUAUAGCACCUGCAACACCUAUGGCACCUGCAACACAUAUGGCACCUGCAACACAUAUAGCACCUGCAACACAUAUAGCACCUGCAACACAUAUAGCACCUGCAACACAUAUAGCACCUGCAACACGUAUAGAACCUGCAACACAUAUAGCACCUGCAACACAUAUAGCACCUGCAACACAUAUAGCACCUGUAACACAUAUAGCACCUGCAACACAUAUAACACCUACAACACAUAUAGCAUCUGCAACACAUAUAGCACCUACAAAACAUAUAGCACCUGCAACACAUAUAGCACCUACAAAACAUACAACACCUACAAAACCUACAAAACAUACAACACCUACAACACCUACAAAACAUACAACACCUGUAAUACCUACAAAACAUACAACACCUACAACACCUACAAAACAUACAACACCUACAACACCUCCAAAACAUACAACACCUACAACACCUACAAAACAUACAACACCUACAACACCUACAAAACAUACAACACCUACAACACCUACAAAACAUACAACACCUAUAACACCUACAAAACAUACAACACCUGUAAUACCUACAAAACAUACAACACCUACAACACCUCCAAAACAUACAACACCUACAACACCUACAAAACAUACAACACCUACAACACCUACAAAACAUACAACACCUACAACACCUACAAAACAUACAACACCUAUAACACCUACAAAACAUACAACACCUGUAAUACCUACAAAACAUACAACACCUACAACACCUCCAAAACAUACAACACCUACAACACCUCCAAAACAUACAACACCUACAACACCUACAAAACAUACAACACCUACAACACCUACAAAACAUACAACACCUACAACACCUACAAAACAUACAACACCUACAACACCUACAAAACAUACAACACCUACAAAACAUACAACACCUACAACACCUACAAAACAUACAACACCUACAACACCUACAAAACAUACAACACCUGCAACACCUACAAAACAGAGAUGUGGGAACUGA